UGUCGUUUAUGUAAUUGUGAAAUACAGAAGUUGAACGUUUGAAUAAGGCGGGUUACGGGGUUAUUGCCAUUAGUGAAUAUGCCGCAUGCGCAUUUGAUCGAAGUGAGCACUUUGAGAAAAGCAGAGAAAACCUGUGGCCUGGCCUAGCAUUCUGUGAUCGGUGUUCUGCUUUGGUAAACGACAGAGUUGGAUGGUGUUAGACACUAUGGACAACGAAAACUCAGUUAGUGAUGAAAAUAACGGCUCUAGCAACAAAACCAGCUCAUCAUCACACAUGAAUGGUGUGAGUAAUGGUUAUUCAGAUAACCACAAGAGCCACAAAUCUGAUCAUAAAGACAAACAUAGGGACAGAGAUAAAGAUAAAAAUGGGAGCAAAUCUCAUAAAAGUUCAAGCCGUGAUAAAGAUAGGCAUAGUGUGAGCUCAAAAGACAAGGAUCGUCAUAGCUCAUCUCACAAGUCCUCUAGCCGAGAUAAAGAUAGGAGUAGAGAUCAUCAUAAGUCUAGUAGCAGCUCAUCAAGAGAUAAAGAUAAAGAAAGGGAUAAAGAUCGUGACAGGGAUCACAAGAGCUCUAGAGAUAAAGAACAUAAAUCCAGUUCAAGGGAUAAAGAUAGAGAUAAAGAUCGUCAUAGACACAGUUCAUCAAAGGAUAAACAUAAGGAUAAGCACAGAGAGAAGGACAGGGAUAAGCAUUCUAGUUCUCGUGAUAAAGAUAGAAAAGAUAAAGAAAAAUCUUAUGCUCAUCCAAUAAAGGAAGAAGAAGAGGAAAUUAUUAAAAAGGAACCUGAAUAUGAAUUCAAUAGAGAGGACUCUGUUGAUGAUGAUGACCAAAAAUUAGUUAUAAAAGAAGAAAAUGACUAUCAAAUGAAAGAAGAAAAUGAUGAGGACAUCUAUGAAAAGGAUCCGAACAUUUCAGCUGCCAGCAGCUGUGAUUAUAAUUUGUCUCAAUUCAAAGAUGAACCUAAAUUGGAGGAAAGUGUUGGAGAUGAAGAAAGUGAAGAAGAUAUUCCCUUGAUCAAGCCAGUUGUCCACAAACACAAACUGUCUGCACGACUUGAAUCAUCUAAAAGGAAAAUUGAAUCUGAGGAAGAUGAUGAUGAUGAUGUGCCACUCACCUCAAGGAAGAAGGUGAAGAAAGAAAAAAGUAAAAAGCGAAAAAAUUAUAAUUCAGAUGAUGAUGAAGAAGAGAAAAGUUAUAAGGUCAAGAAGGAAAAGAAGGUAAAAAGAGAAGUCAAACAGGAGACGACUUCCACUAAGAAGAAGAAAAAGGAAGAAGAAGAACAUGUUUGGAAAUGGUGGGAAGAGGAGAAGAAAGAUGAUGGAACAAAGUGGAAAUUUUUGGAACACAGAGGUCCUAUGUUUGCACCACCAUAUGAAAAAUUACCAUCGAAUAUAAAAUUCUUCUAUGAUGGUAAAGAAAUGCGUUUGAGUGAGGAGGCUGAAGAAGUUGCUGGAUUUUAUGCUCGAAUGUUGGAUCAUGACUAUACAACAAAAGAUAUUUUCAACAAAAACUUCUUUGGAGAUUGGAGAAAAUGUAUGACAGAAAAGGAGCAAUCUAAAAUUGUAGAUUUAUCAAAGUGCAAUUUUAAGCAAAUGCAAGCAUACUUUUUGGAAUUGUCUGAAAAAAAUAGAAAUCGCACAAAAGAAGAAAAGCUUGCCCUUAAGGAAAAAAAUGAAGAAAUCGUUAAGGAAUAUGGAUUUUGUAAAAUUGAUGGUCAUAAAGAGAAAAUAGGCAAUUUCAGGAUUGAACCUCCUGGAUUAUUCAGAGGUCGUGGAGAACAUCCGAAAAUGGGCAAAUUAAAGAAACGUGUCAAACCAGAGCACGUUUCAAUUAACUGCAGUCAAGACUCUGAAAUUCCAAAACCACCAGCAGGUCACAGAUGGAAAGAUGUAAGACAUGAUCCAACAGUAACCUGGUUAGCAUCAUGGACUGAAAAUGUUCAAGGACAGGUCAAAUAUGUUAUGUUAAAUGCUAGUUCUAAAUUGAAAGGAGAGAAAGAUUGGCAGAAAUAUGAGACUGCAAGAAAGCUUCAUAGGUGCAUAGAUAAGAUUCGAACCACUUAUAAAGACGAAUGGAAGUCGAAGGAAAUGAGAAUUAGGCAGAGAGCUGUCGCUUUGUAUUUCAUUGAUAAACUCGCUCUUAGGGCAGGUAAUGAAAAAGACGAAGAUCAAGCCGAUACAGUUGGUUGUUGCUCAUUGCGAGUUGAGCAUAUUCAACUUCACGAAGAGAAGGACGAUAAAGAAUACGUAGUUGUAUUCGACUUUCUCGGAAAAGAUUCUAUUAGAUAUUAUAACGAAGUACCUGUUGAGAAGCGUGUAUUUAAAAACUUGCAAUUAUUUAUGGAAAACAAGAAGGGAAGCGACGACUUGUUUGACAGAUUAAAUACUUCCGUAAUGAAUAAGCAUCUUAAUGAACUUAUGGAAGGACUUACCGCUAAGGUAUUCCGUACUUACAACGCUUCAUUUACUCUACAGCAACAAUUAGAUGAAUUAACAAAUGCCGAUGAUAAUGAGGCAGAGAAGAUUUUGUCAUACAAUAGAGCUAACAGGGCCGUAGCUGUCUUAUGUAACCAUCAACGGGCUGUACCAAAAACACACGAAAAGUCUAUGGAAAAACUCAAAGAAAAAAUAGACGCUAAGAGAGAAGCCAUACGAGAAGCGGAACGUGGUAUGAAAGAGGCCAAAAGAGAUGCAAAGAAUAGCGUCAAAGAAAAACAGAUUUAUGAAAAGAAAAAACUUCAGGUGAAGAGGCUUAAUGAUCAGUUAGGAAAAUUACAAAUCCAAGAAACCGAUCGGGAUGAAAACAAAACCAUAGCACUGGGUACGUCAAAGUUGAAUUAUUUAGAUCCACGUAUUUCGGUUGCGUGGUGUAAGAAGUUUAAUGUGGCAAUUGAAAAAAUCUAUAAUAAAACUCAAAGAGACAAAUUCCGUUGGGCCAUAGAUAUGGCUGGUCCCGAGUUUGUAUUUUAAUAAUUAAUUUUUAAAUUACGAUUGCAAUGGAUUAAGAAAUUUUAUAUUUUAACAAACAAAAAAUAAAAUGAAAAGGAGCAAGUAGAAUUAUUUCGCUGUAGAAGAAUAUUGAAAUCAUUUUCAAUUGCGGUUAUCCUUUUAAUUUGUACUAUAGAUUUUAUAAGUUUGAUUUUUAUUUGAUUAGGAAAUGUGUAAGGAGUUUUCACCAUUUUGCAGUUAAUAAAUGAAUAGUAAUUAA
This is a messenger RNA of Nicrophorus vespilloides, 3206 nucleotides long. RefSeq names its product DNA topoisomerase 1. Gene Ontology annotation, molecular function: DNA binding; DNA topoisomerase type I (single strand cut, ATP-independent) activity. The coding region runs from base 191 to 2968 and encodes 925 amino acids. NCBI's taxonomy places the organism in Eukaryota, Metazoa, Arthropoda, Insecta, Coleoptera, Silphidae. The transcript has 7 exons. The record is from RefSeq and is a predicted model, not a curated record. Gene Ontology annotation, biological process: DNA topological change; chromosome segregation; DNA replication. Gene Ontology annotation, cellular component: nucleolus; chromosome.